This is a messenger RNA of Magnusiomyces paraingens, 750 nucleotides long. RefSeq lists its product as uncharacterized. Gene Ontology annotation, cellular component: Ndc80 complex. The transcript is spliced from 4 exons. Gene Ontology annotation, biological process: chromosome segregation. Bases 1 to 750 code for a protein of 249 amino acids. The record is from RefSeq and is a predicted model, not a curated record. NCBI's taxonomy places the organism in Eukaryota, Fungi, Ascomycota, Dipodascomycetes, Dipodascales, Dipodascaceae.
AUGGCUUUAGUACCUUUGCAUGAAGAUUCAAAUGACUUAAAUUCAUUUACAUUUGAUUUAGGGAGUCAAGUUUUGAGUACCCGGAUGAAAGAAUUUUCAUCAGAACUCGAUCGUUAUAUUUCACGAAACCAAAAAAAAAUUAUCAAUGAUAAGAACCAGCUGACUAUGGAACUAUCAGAGUUGAAAGAAACCCAAAAAAGACUUAAGAAUGAGAUUGAUGCUUAUCGCAAAAGAGACCAAGAGUUAGAAGAAUUACGCAUGGCUCAAAAACAAGAAAUCGAGGCUAGUCAGGAUACUAUCUCAAACUUUACCCAAAAAAUGAAAGAAAUGGAGCAUAAUCGAGCAACAUUACUAAACGCAAUUGAAGAAGCACGGAUUAGCAUUCAACAGCGAAAAGAAGAGCAACAAAGACAGAAAGAAAUAAUAAGCAAACAAAUGGCUCUUAUUAAUCCAGAGCUUAACUUUUGGGAAACAACACUUGGAUUACACAUUGAGGGGGUAAAAGAUGAUGUUUUGCGGUUUGUUUUUACAAACAUUGACCCAAGUAAUUAUACCCGGCCCUUUUCAUGCACUCUUGACUUAUCGGAACAGGAAUACAAGGUCGUUAAGUGCAGCCCCGAACUGAGCACUGAUGUUUUAAAUCCAAUUAUAAAAAGUCUUAACAUUUCCAGAAAUGUGUGCCUUUUUCUUAAGCAAAUGUGGAAAGCAUUUAAAACCAAGGCAAUUGAAAAUGGCUCUGAAAGCUCUUAA